Acipenser ruthenus (sterlet) is the source of this 3488-nucleotide messenger RNA. RefSeq names its product retroviral integration site protein Fli-1 homolog. Gene Ontology annotation, cellular component: nucleus. Bases 359 to 1723 code for a protein of 454 amino acids. Gene Ontology annotation, biological process: cell differentiation; regulation of transcription by RNA polymerase II. The record is from RefSeq and is a predicted model, not a curated record. Lineage: Eukaryota; Metazoa; Chordata; Actinopteri; Acipenseriformes; Acipenseridae. Gene Ontology annotation, molecular function: sequence-specific DNA binding; DNA-binding transcription factor activity, RNA polymerase II-specific. The transcript has 10 exons.
CAGAAGAAACCACUACUAUUGUCGACUCAGAUAAAAACUGUAAUGGUGUCCAGAGGUGACUAGGAUAGGACACUCUCUUUUUUUCCCUCUCAAUAGGCAGAUUAUGAGAGACAAUGGUAAAGUUUGAAAAGUUUUAUUGCGCGCUCGGAGCAGGUGGUUUCCACAAUACCAAUUUUGGUGUGGUUAUAAAAAAAUAGAUCUGCUUGGUGUCCAAGGAUCGACGGCUUCAAGAUGUAGGUGUUCCUCGUGGAUCAGUAUUUGUGGGAAGCUUCACUUCUGCAGAACGAAUACGGAGGCGCUGUCAGUGGUUAGUGAAGACCCAUCAAUAUUUGACUCCUCCUAUGGCUCCUCCCACUUAAUGAAGACGGACAUGACAUCAGAAGGUGACUUCAGUCAGGGUUCUAAAGAGAGUCCUGAGGCAGUGGAACAGGACUGGCUCCAUCAGGGCGGACGUGCCACCAUCAAGAGAGAGAAUGAACACGUCAAUGGCUCCAGGGAAUCUCCAGUAGACUGCAGUGUUACCAAAAGGAACAGGAUUGUAAACAACGCAGAGGCAAAUCACCUUGGUUACCAAACCAGCUACCAGGAACAGAGGAACCCUCCCCAGACCAACACUCCCAGCAGCACCACAGAGGAGAAGAGAGUCAUCGUACCAGCUGAUCCUGGGGUGUGGACACAGGAACACGUCAAGCAGUGGGUGGAGUGGGCGAUUAAAGAGUACGGCCUGGCGGACGUGGACGUCUCCCGCUUCCACAACAUUGAUGGGAAGGAACUCUGUAAACUCAACAAAGACGAUUUCAUGCGCAUGCUCUCUGAAUACAACACCGACAUUCUACUGUCGCACCUCAAUUACCUCAGACAGAGCAGCCCAACCUUCUCCUAUCCACCUACUCCACCCAUCACACAACAGCAGCCACGGAUUCAGGUUAAGACUGAAAAUACUUAUGAGGAGAUCAGAAGGUCCAGUUGGGUUGCUCCUAUAAAUUCUGUCCAGAAAGGAUCUCCAACACAGAUUCAUCCCACCAGCAGGGUGACUGACCCCCCUCCUCGCAUAGUCCCAGAUCCCUACCAAGUUCUUGGACCAACCAUCAGUCGCUUAGCGAACCCAGCAACCGUAGAUGAUGCUAGUUUCUCAUUGGGUCGGGACUACUCACAUGACCCACGCACACUCCUCCACAUACACAGGAGAGAAGGCUCUGGCCAGAUCCAGCUGUGGCAGUUCCUCCUGGAGCUCCUCACCGACAGCGGCAAUGCCGGCUGCAUCACCUGGGAGGGGACCAAUGGAGAGUUCAAGAUGACGGACCCGGACGAGGUGGCGAGACGCUGGGGGGAGAGGAAGAGCAAACCCAACAUGAACUACGACAAGCUGAGCCGCGCCCUGCGCUACUACUACGACAAGAACAUCAUGACCAAGGUGCACGGCAAGCGCUACGCCUACAAGUUCGACUUCCAGGGCAUCUCGCAGGCGCAUCAGAGCCACAACAAUGACCAAAGCGUCUUCAAGUACCAGCCUGAGGUGCAGUACGUGCAGCCGUACCACAACCACCAACAGAAAAUGAACUUCAUGGGGUCCCACGGCUCCCCUAUGCCUGUCACCUCAGGAAGCUUUUUCGGGUCUCCUUCCCCCUAUUGGAACUCAACUACAGGAUCCAUCUACCCCAAUCCUGGGGUUCCCAGACACCCAGGCACUCACGUCUCCUCUCACCUGGGCCCCUUUUACUGAGCGUCCCGCAGACAGACUCUCAACCAGGGACUGCUUUUGGGUAGGAAAGGCUCAUACACUUGGGAUGCCUUUGACAAGUGCAGAAUGCUGUUCUGGGUCUGAAUACUCAGCACAGCAAAACAAAUUAUUACAUGUGCUGUUAUGCUACUGAAAAGCGUAAAUGGACUGGCUAACCAAGUACUGUGCGCAGUAUGUAUGUAGACAGACUUCUAAUCCUAUGAACUGUAAAUUGUCAGUGGACGCCUCCUGUUACUGUGCUUAUGGACAAUCAUUCUGGAUUUUUUUCAUGUCAGCAUAGCGUAUGUAUAGUCUCACGUGAGCUCCAGAGAGCAAUUCUGCAUGGGUUGUAUGGGAUAAUUAGAAAGGGCUUUCAUAUAUCCCAAGGAAUUAAGAAGAAUCCGUUUUUGAGACUUUUGUUAGUCAGUGGGAAAAGUAACUUGUAUCUUUGUUGUGUUUUUUUCAGUACAAAAUGUUUUUAUUACAAAAUACUGUCUUUUAUGUAGAGGACACUUCCAUUCUUGUUUGCAAAUUAAAAUAAUAAUUGGUUUCAUUCACAGCAAUCGUUUUAAAAGGUCACACAUUUUUCUAAUGAUGUGUUUAAUAUUAUAGUGGUAAACCCCAUCCUUGUUGCUUUGUAGCAUUUAGUACUUUUGUCAUUUUUUAUGAAGCUGCUCAUAUUUGCACAAUUGAUACUGUUCAAAAAAAUUAAAUCGCAAAGGAAUUUGAUCAAGACUCAUUCUGACCAAUAGCAGAGUACACAGUACACAAUGCAGAAAUGGGACAAACGAAAUAUUUCUGCACAAAUGGGCAUUCCUUUGAACAGGUAGCAGGUGUUUUAUUCUUAAAUAUGUUAUACCAUCUUUUUAAUACAGGCCUUCAAACCUCAGGGUUUAAUCUCUCAUUAGGCACGAGUCAAAGUAUGUGGCUUAAUUUAUUAACAGGGAUCUGUGUGCGACAGAACCUACAACCUCAAACACAUCCCUAUCUGUUUAGGACAGCUGGAAGUUGUGUGUCAAUCAGCCAAAUAGAAAGUAGGCUUUAACUCACAAGUUCAGUAGAGAAUGUUUUUACUUCAUUCUCUUUUAAAAAUAACAAAAUGUUUGUUAUUCAUGAAAUUUUUCCUGUUUCGUGAAUGCCGAUUUUAUAUAGUAUUCCUGAAAAACAAGGUCUUAAAAUUAAAUAACUUGUGAAUAACUUUAUGAACAGGGCCCAUUGUUUUAUUAUUAUUUGACAUAAACAAGAGUUACAAAUAAACUCAUCGAGUUUUAAAUACUUCAUGUAUCACGGUAACAGGAAAAGAGAUGCUUGACUUUGAUUAAAGCCUUUGAAAGAAGCGUCCCCGUUAUUCCUGUAAAGACGGUUCUUAGACAGAUGAGCUGAUAAAUAAAGUUUUUUAGGUGUUUACCUCUCCACUGUAAAUUGAUUAAUUGGCCACUUGGAUCCAAAUAAAAACCACAGAUAAUAACAAUGCCACUCAUUGUCAGGGCAUCCCAAAACUAUUGGGUCGAACAUACAUAAUAUACAAUAUAUACACAAACCCUCCCAGUUUGUAUGCAUGGCAGGCUGUACAGUUUCAGAUCGUAUUCUUCAUGUAGCCUUCGUUUUUACUCCUUUCUUGUGUAGCAUAUUCCUGGUUUAAUAAUGAUCUCAUUUUGCUCAAUCUAAUGUAGUGUUCUGUUUAUAUAUAACUAGCUUCUGUACCCAUGUUGUAAAGUUCCUGUUUUUUGGUUUGUUUUUUGUCAAUAAAGUUUGUUUAUCUUAUACA